Oryzias melastigma (Indian medaka) is the source of this 671-nucleotide messenger RNA. Its product is annotated as E3 ubiquitin-protein ligase DTX3L. The record is from RefSeq and is a predicted model, not a curated record. Lineage: Eukaryota; Metazoa; Chordata; Actinopteri; Beloniformes; Adrianichthyidae.
UGGAGUAAAUUAACUUUUUUUUUUUUCAAAUAAAUAAUAAAUGAUAGAUUUAUCCAGGGACUAAAGUAACUCUUUAAAAAUAAUUUACCAGCCCAGAUUACCCACCUCUCCUCAGGAAAAGAAAAUCGUGGACACGCCCCUGCUGCCACCUUUUAAUGGAAAGUCCCGUAAAAACAGAAAGUGAAAGAAAACUCGCGCAGAGGGAGUGUAUUAUUUUAUUAUCGUCAUAGACCUAUUUGCUUCUAACCCUCCUGACUGUUCAGACGGAUUUGUUUGUGAACUCUGCGGGUCCGAAGGCCUCUGCGGGACAGGCGGAUAGAUAGUCUUCGUUUCCCAUGAAUCAAAAGUGAAAGCAAACUCCCGGCUCACCUCUUAAGUCUGCCCGGGCCUGGGCGAUGGCAGGCGCCUAUUCCCACCGAGUGGUGGUCGAACUGGAAAAGAGCGACAUCCCCAAAGUGAAGAACAAGCUGGUGAAGUACUUCCAGAGCCGGAGGUCGGGCGGUGGAGACUGCCAGGUGGACUAUGAGGAGGGCAGCAGCACGGCGGUGCUGCGCUUCAGCAGGGAAGAAGAGAAGAAGAAAGUUCUGGAUAAAGAAUGCCACGAGAUCAAUUUGGAGAAAGGAGUUCUGAAGAUGAAAGCCCGUCUGCCCUCAGAUGAGCAAACAGGACAG